Messenger RNA from Manduca sexta (tobacco hornworm), 5176 nucleotides. Its product is annotated as transmembrane protein adipocyte-associated 1 homolog. Gene Ontology annotation, cellular component: plasma membrane. The transcript is spliced from 6 exons. The record is from RefSeq and is a predicted model, not a curated record. Gene Ontology annotation, molecular function: G protein-coupled receptor activity. NCBI's taxonomy places the organism in Eukaryota, Metazoa, Arthropoda, Insecta, Lepidoptera, Sphingidae. Gene Ontology annotation, biological process: G protein-coupled receptor signaling pathway. Bases 262 to 1392 code for a protein of 376 amino acids.
AAUGUCAACAUGAGAUGAAUGACAAAAACUAUUUUUCAGAAUUAAAUUGCGUCGGGUGAUCGCUUGUUAGUGUCGUCAUUGUAAAUUGAAUUAGAAAGCGUCGAAUCACUAGGAAAAAACAGUGUCCAUUCUCAUAAUGUUAGGUCUAAGUUGACGUAACGUGGUCCUAUUCCAUUAACUCAAUUACUGAGGUGUUAUGCUGCACUACGAUCUCGAAGGCUUUCGUAAUAAACUGAUGGCAAAACAGUGAAAUCGAGAAAAAUGUAUGGUAUCAAUGGGUCAGGUUACCCUCCUGUUAAAGAGGACACUUUUUGUAAAUACGUGUUAUACUACGAGAUAAAUAAUUCGAGGGUCCGUAUAUGGGAUUUGAUUAUUUUGAUACCGAACGCGCUAUUCGUGUUAUUCUUAGUAGUAAGAUUCAACAAGGCUCAGUUAAAGUUGCGUGCCACGAGUAGUCCAAUAUUUCUGACAUUCUACACAUUAGUAUGGGGCAAUGUGAUCAUAAGCCUGGUGCGAUGCGUCGUCUCCAUGACCGUGAAUGCCGCGGUGCCUCUUGGAGGGUUGGUGGACAAGAUACUGUGGGUUAUGGUCAGAUUCUUUUUACUUGCCACAGAAAUGAGUGUUGUUAUAUUUGGACUGGCUUUUGGGCACUUGGACAGUCGCAGUAGCAUUAGAUAUGUUCUAUUAGCAACGUCCCUCAUAUCCCUGGCGUUUACGGUGACUCAAGGCACUCUGGAGAUUGUGAUGCCCGAUGACAUAUUUCACAUUGACACCAGAGAUUAUGAUUUGUUUGGACAUGGAGGGAUGUUGUUCUGGUUCAUAUCUUCGGUUGUAUUUGCUCUUAUUUAUUUCUUGAUACUGCUGCUGCCCUGGAUUCCACUGAGAGAAUAUUUGGCGCUACCCACGAAACUGUCGUUCUAUCUGUACGUGUUAUUGCUGGCGCUACUUGACACGACGCAGGCUGUGGGCGCGGGCCUGCUGGCGUGGGGCGACAUGCAGUCUGGCCUCUGCGUCGUCGACGUCACCACGUGGCUCUACUUCUCGCUCUACACGCCUCUUGUAUACCACACGUUCUUGAGUGAAUUCUUCAGCGUGUCCCAGCCGAGCAUCAUGUUCUCGUACAAGGCUCAGAUGGACGAGCCCAUGGACGACGAUCAGGUCUCUCUCCCGCACCAGCAGAGCUUUAGCUCGCUCAAAACCGACUCUGAUUAUAUUUAUCAGCAGAGCAAUAGCGUGUAUGACAGCACGUUAUUCGAGGCGGGCGGCACGACUCCGAUGAACCCCGUGUAUAGCGCCUCGCUACAGAGCCCCGACUCGAUAGCCUCCGCGCAGUCUAUAGAUGCGCCCGCGCCGAUCUCCGGUUUCCCAAACCAGAACAUACCUUCGACAUAACAAUUGUAUUUAUAAGUCUUGUGUAAUUUGAACUCCACACAUCCAAAGAAAAAAAAACUAAUUUUAAUGUAAUUAGCAUUGAGUAAUAAUAGAAACUACGACGGUUAAUUAAAAAACGUUUUGUCACUGAUAUUCAUUUCGUUAUAGAAUCUCGAUAUGACAUGGACUUCAUUUUUGUGAUAGCUAAUGCCAGUGAUCGAAUCGAAUAUAUCUUGAGACUGCGUUACAUCCAAUUUCUGCUAAUAUACGUAGUCUUCGUGUAAUGGAUCCAUCCAUGAAAUUGACAUUAGAUUUAUUAUAGCUACUUAUAUAAAAUUGUAGAUAAAAGAGUUACUAACAUUAGUGACUUGUCUUGUGAUUUUAGUUUUUAAAGUCAGUUUGUCACUCGAAUAAAAUAAUUUGAUUUGAUGUUCGAAAUAUUUUUUUAUUCGCAUAAGUUGUUUAUCUGUAGCACGGUUAUGAACUAGUUAUUUUCUUUUAGAAUGAACGAAUUUUAAAUAUUAUUUUCAUUGAUAAAGUCGGCGAUAGCACUAUCGUUAGGGUAACUUUAUUUUUUAUCCUUGAACUUGAUAACUGAACGAUUUUAUUACUUUUAUGAGUGCACCAGGGGCGUAUCUAGGAAAAAGUAGUUGCUUUAGACGCCGUAAUGAAAGUGCCCUCGUUAAAAUUUUUGAUUACCUCGAAAUGGAGAUGAGAACGUCUGGCGAUUUUAAAGUAAAGGCUUUUGUAACUCUUGUAACAAAUAUAGAUUUACUUCUGCAAUUUACAGAUGCCAAAAAUAUUACUAGAUAAAGACAUUACGUUUGGUCAUAUAAUUUUUAUAUUCCAUUGCAAUUAACGUAUCUCGAAAGGAUUUUUAACUGAAUACAUAACUCAAAUAUCUGUUAUCAAUAUGAUCUAAGCACGGAAACAUUGUUAUGGUUGACGUACAUUGCAUUCUCAAUAUCAAUAUAAGGCCAAUAUCACCGCACAGGAAUGAAUAUGCCGUGGUGGAAAAACUUUAAAAAAUUGGUAACAGCUAUGAGACCGCACUACUUGAUGAUUCAGGUAGGUACUUACUACGAAACUUCGGAAGGUAUAUUGUACAAAUAACACAUCGACUUGGGCGCCAAAACAAUGAACUGUCUAACAUUUAGACACAGCACACAGUGUGUGUGUACUGUGUAUCACAGGCGCUUCGCUGCGCGACGCGAGUAAGUGCGAUUAUUAGAUUGUUUUUUUUUUACACCAAUUGUGUGCUAGCCGCACAUGCGUAGCGCCCAAAAGAAACAACUGUUAACUGAGCCGCAUUCGUGUUUACUGUUUUUUUAUGUUUACGCGAUUGUUGGACAAUGGUUAACAACCGUUUUCAAUAAACUAUCUCAAUCUUCAAUCCGAUUCCGAGAAUGAACCAAUCAAAAUAACUCAUUUGUAAGCAUGUCAAAAAAAUCUUUAUUCUGAUUGGUCCAUUUUUUAAGUAGAUCGAAAAAAGCGAUUAGGAUCGGUUAUUGAAAACGGCGGUAAGUCUUUCGAAAUUUACUGCUAAGAAUAUAGGUAUAUUAAAACAUUGAGUUUAUAGUAAAUUACAGCAAAUUGUGGUGAUACACAAUAAGUUCAAUAAACCACGAACUACUAGCUGUUAGCUAUAACUGGUUAUAACUGUUACUGGUUUUGGCGAAAUAUUAUUUUCCGAUGCUGAUUAGUUUAUUUCUUUCUAUUUUACGCGGUUUGUAAUCUAUUGAAGCGAUGAUUUGUGCGUCAAUCUUCAGUGGGCAAAAUGACGUCUCAAUGAAACGGGUUAAAAAUUAUCUAGGAACCAUAGAUCAUAAUAACUUCAUUAUCAUUGUUUGUUAUGACUUAGACCUGCAGUUUAACCAUUAUGUAUGUAAAUAUGUAUUUAACGCGGUAUGUGGGUAGUGGUAGGAUGGAAAAACCUUUAUCCUUUUAUCAAUAUUAUGUUUACUUCUGUUUUCUUUCAUUAAAUUAGAACUAGAUAUAUUAGGCCUGUGUUGUUUUCAGCAAAAAUUUUAAUUAAAAUUUUUACAUGUGCCGUAUUCGGAGAAAUAUGUUGGCAAUGAUAGGCGAAUAGGCUAGCGGUCCUAGGCUUUCUUCCUUCACAUGAGAUGGAAAGAGAGCCCACGGUGAUGUUUCUUAUUCCUCCAUUGUUAACGGCGCUCUAAGUCUUGUCGACUUAUUGCCUGUUUUGUUAAGCAGAAAGAUACAAUCGGCUCUCUUUUGACGAAAAUAUCGCAUUCCACAAGAGAUUUUCUGUCUUUAGGUGGUUUACAGCUAGCUAAGACACUAUGAGGUAAAAGAAAAAUAAACGUCAAAUUGAUUAGCUCCUCCUGUUCUUGAAGUCAGUUUAUGAGUUUGAUUGUAGAUAGAUCUUUAGGAGCGCCUAGCAAACGUCAUCUGCACUAAAAUAAUAAUAAAGAAAUAACUGUGUCUUGCUUUUGGUAAUUACCUUAUAAAUUAACUGAUUGUAUUAGAAUUAUUGGUAGAUAUUAUCUCGAUUUUUAAUUAUGGGUAAAAUAAGCAACAAAAUUGCUGUACAAAUUUAAAACUUGACCACCUUUACAAGUUUAGUGAGACAUUUCUUUAAAAUCUAAAAUAAACUAAGCCUUUUUUAAUUUAUUUUAAUAAUGAAAAAUAAAACUGUUCGUACACUUCUGUGUACGUAAAGUACGCAUAUAGACGUAGAUAUUAAAUUUACGUUAACAAAUAGGCGAUAUGAAGUUUCGAGUUUGUACAGUGAUUUUGUUGAGAUUAGGUACAUUUGCAGAAAAUAUUAUAAUGAUGUAGGUCUGGCGGCUCCAGGAGUUUGUCUAUUACUAAUGCAUGACAACAAAUUUAAAUGCUUGGAACAUUUUGGUACCGUAGCCUAUUCGAAUCAUUCACGAUACCUAUCACGUAUAUUACAUGAAAUUGUGCAAUUUUUAAUAUUUACCUAGCUACUAAAAAUGUGCUACAGAUAUUUAUGUUUACCUGCAGGAACUAAAGUGUAGAAGCACGUAGAGUAUUUUUCAAACUUGUAAACAAACUGAUCUAUAUUUUUUUUAUCAUACGUCUCAUUUAACUAUUUUACGUUAUAGGUAAUAUAUUAUUGUCUAGGUGGUAGAACGAGUGAAAUUAAAAUAAUUAUGAAGAUACUAUUGAUAGAAAUGUUUGUUUACAAUUUGAAAGUGUUCGGUACUUAUUAAAAAUACUUUAGACUGUAGGUAAACACCGCGCGAAUGACAUUUAUCUGUUUUAUAUUACAAUGUACUGUGAUUGUAUACCUACCUACAUGAUUAUUAUUAUUUGUUGUUAUUUUCUUUUGUGUGUGCAAAUGAUCGCUAAUACCUGUUGAGGAAACGGUUGUCGUAUGCAAAACAAUUUUGUAAGAUGUCUGUGAUCAGUGCUAUUCAUUUAUAAGUUAUGUUAAAAUUAUUAUUUAAAAUUAAUUAUAGUUCUUUAUGCUGGUGUCCAACCAGAAGGAAAAUUGUAAUUAAUUUUAGUAAUCCCUAGGGCUAUAUUUAUAUUACGAAUAUUUUUUUGUCAGCUAUAGAAAUGUUCUAUUGGAUCGAUUGAUGAGGCUUGCAUGAUAUUUUAGUUUCUUCAUUGUGUAAUGGGAGAUUCUAACAAAUUGCAAUCAUAAUCAUGUCAAUUCUCUACAUAUUAUACUGCAAUUUUGUUUAUAGAUAAUGUUAAAAUAUUUUCAUUUGUAUUGUGAUAAUCCAAAUAGAAGAAACUAAGUGAUAUUUUGGUUGAUGGCAUAUAUUUUUGUUGCUUCUGUCUCUUGAUAAAUAAAGUAUUUUAAUUUGAA